Messenger RNA from Manihot esculenta (cassava), 1093 nucleotides. Its product is annotated as TLC domain-containing protein 5. The coding region runs from base 180 to 869 and encodes 229 amino acids. The transcript is spliced from 5 exons. Gene Ontology annotation, cellular component: membrane. The record is from RefSeq and is a predicted model, not a curated record. NCBI's taxonomy places the organism in Eukaryota, Viridiplantae, Streptophyta, Magnoliopsida, Malpighiales, Euphorbiaceae.
UAACUCCAACCAAACAAACAAAGCCUUUCCUGAUUUGUCCUAUAAUCGGAAUCAUCGUUCAUAACUACAACCCAUCAAUACUUCUGUCGUCUUGUUUCGGUUUGAAGUUUUCUUUUCCUUUGGUUUGGUUUCUGAAGAAACUGGGUUGAUUUGCAACUUGCAGAAAAAGUAGGUUGUAAAUGGAAAACUAUGAUUUGAAUACAAUAACCUUGGGAGUGAUUUCAUGGGCAACAAUAUUCCUGUUGACCAGAAAGUUUCUGCAGAAUUAUUCUUUCGAGUUCUGCAAUCGCCUGGUUUCUUCAAUCCACGCCAUUGUAGCUGUGACAUUAGCUUGUCUCUCAGUCGAAGAUUGGAGGUGCCCUGCUUGUCCUUUGGCUUCAAACCCUUCACCAAGUCAGAUGCGAGCUUUGGGUGUGAGUGUUUCGUAUCUGAUAUAUGAUCUGAUAUGUUGCCUCUUCGACAAGCAAUUCAAUCUGGACAAUACAAUUCAUCAUUUGGUGAGCAUUGUUGGCUUGGGAGCUGGCCUUCUCUAUCAUAAGAGUGGAUCAGAACUGGUUACCGCACUCUGGAUAACCGAGAUGUCUAGCCCUUUUCUCCACCUCAGAGAGCUUCUUAAGGAUCUUGGUUACAGGGACACUCCCCUUAAUUUGGCAGCCGAUAUAUCAUUUGCAGUUAUAUUCACUUGCGCUAGAAUGAUUGGUGGGCCUUACCUUACUUAUAUGACUUUGAGAGCUGAUAAUCCCCUAAUUGUUAAGGUAAUGGCAGUGGGAUUACAGCUGGUGAGUGGUUUCUGGUUCUACAAGAUUGCGAGAAUGAUGAAGUACAAGCUCGCCAAAGCCACGCCUAAGAAACCAAAAAAGUUCAAUUAGGGCACUUUGCAUUUAAAAGUCCAAAAUCAAUUGAGAUGCAAAAAUGAUAGAAAUUUAAUAAUUCUUAUUGAUUGUAAAUGAUAGCAAUUUAUGGUGUUUAUUAGAUAAUUGUAGUUAUUAGAUAAUAGUGACAAUAAUGCUUAGAGAGUGAUAUGUUGCCUAAUAAUUAGAAUAUAAUUUUAAAAUGUUUUUCAUGAAAUAUAUUUAAAAAAACUUAUUUUUUA